This is a messenger RNA of Lathyrus sativus (Indian pea), 840 nucleotides long. The record is from the annotation of a GenBank genome assembly. Lineage: Eukaryota; Viridiplantae; Streptophyta; Magnoliopsida; Fabales; Fabaceae.
AUGGCGGCCGUCACCCGCCUUUCUACGCGCGCGUCUUUCCUCUCUUCCAUCGCAAACCGAUAUCUAUCCUCCGAGCUCAACUCCCACGCGCCACUCCGUCUAGUUCCUACGCGCGGAGAAGAUCAGAAGAACAGCCACGUACGGUGGGUCUUCCUCGGUUGUCCUGGCGUCGGGAAAGGGACCUACGCUGGCCGUCUAUCCAAUCUCCUCGGUGUUCCUCACAUCGCCACCGGUGAUCUCGUUCGCGAAGAGCUCGCUUCUUCUGGUCCACUCUCUUCUCAGCUAUCAGAAAUUGUAAAUCAAGGUCAAUUGGUGUCGGAUGAAAUUAUUAUAAAUUUAUUGUCAAAGAGACUUGUUGCCGGGGAAGCUAAAGGUGACCUGGGAUUUAUUCUUGAUGGUUUUCCUCGAACAAUUAACCAAGCAGAAAUAUUAGAAGGGGUCACUGAUAUUGACUUGGUUAUCAAUCUAAGGCUUCGAGAAGAUGUACUGCUCGAGAAAUGCCUUGGGAGGAGGAUUUGUAAUCAGUGCGGAGGAAAUUUUAAUGUUGCUUCCAUUGACAUCAAGGCUGAGAAUGGGAGUCCUGAAAUUGUCAUGGCUCCGCUUCUUCCUCCUGUCAAUUGUAUGUCGAAGCUCAUUACUCGGUCAGAUGAUACUGAAGUAGUUGUCAAAGAAAGGCUUCGGAUAUACAAUGAAUUGAGUCGGCCUGUGGAGGAGUUUUACCGCAAUAGAGGGAAAUUAUUAGAGUUUAACCUGCCUGGAGGAAUCCCAGAAUCUUGGCCAAAGUUGCUACAUGCUCUUAAUCUUGAUGAUUAUGAGGAUAAGCACUCUGCUGCAGCAUAA